Vanessa atalanta (red admiral) is the source of this 2361-nucleotide messenger RNA. RefSeq names its product lachesin-like. The transcript is spliced from 9 exons. The record is from RefSeq and is a predicted model, not a curated record. Bases 375 to 1790 code for a protein of 471 amino acids. Gene Ontology annotation, cellular component: neuron projection. Lineage: Eukaryota; Metazoa; Arthropoda; Insecta; Lepidoptera; Nymphalidae.
GGGGCGCAUGCGCACGGUCGAACGGGGUGCGGGCGGAGAGCGGGCGGCGUGCAGCCUCCACGCUCGUUGGUAAUGAAUCGCCGGUACCCGCGGGUCGCGCUGCGUUCCUAACGUUCGAGCGCUGCUAAAAGUUGAACAUUGCGCUGCGUUGCGUCGCUCCGCGGCGCCAUCUCCCGACCGCGGGUGUUGAAGGCGCUCUCAAAAUAAAGAUCUAACAAAGAAGAGGAAUUGCAAUGAUAUGACAAUAACAAACUUUUCUCUAUUAUAUUCUAAGGAAAUAAGUUAACUAUGUACGAUGCAAUCGAGACAAUAAUAAUCUAAGUUAAGAAGUAUUUUAAAUCGACAAGCGAAAUAUACUGGAAUUAGAAUAUCAAAUGUCUGUUGACAUAAUGACUACAGAAGCGAGGAGGCGACCGAGGGUUGCCAUGGAAACGGGAGGACUACCGCUGGUAUAUACGUUUGCUCUUCUCACUAUAGUUGCAGGUCAGAUGCAAGGGUCAGGCUAUAGCGAGGUGGAGCCGGAAUUUCUCUCCCCGUUGGAAAAUAUUACCGUCGCGCAAGGGUGGGACGUUCAUUUUACAUGCACCGUCAACCAUCUAGGUGCAUAUAAGGUGGCCUGGAUCAAAUCAGACACAAAAACGAUCUUAGCAAUACACACGCAUAUGGUAACCCUCAACCCGAGGUUGUCAGUCACACACAAUGGCCACAACACUUGGAAGCUGUACAUCAGCAACGUGGAACCUAAGGAUUCUGGCACUUACAUGUGUCAGAUAAACACCGACCCAAUGAAAAGUCAGACGGGUCAUCUCUCGGUAGUUAUACCACCAGACAUAGCAGAUGACGACCGUUCUGAGGCAGGUGCACCUGAAGGCGGUUCCGUGGAACUUCGAUGUACUGCGACUGGAGUACCGGAGCCGACAGCCUCAUGGAAGAGAACUGAAGGACGCAACAUUGUGUUCCGGGAUGAUAACGGCAAAGAAAUAAAAGUUGUGGCCAACUACACGGGGUCAACGCUCUCCCUAAGAGGUCUCAAGCGGACUGAUAUGGGCACGUAUUGGUGUAUCGCUGCGAACGGAAUCCCUCCGACCAAGACCCGCCGCUACGAGGUAUCUGUAUAUUUCGAGCCAAUAGUUCGCGUUGCAAGUCUGGUUGUGUGGCGUGCUGCGGACAUGCAAGUCACUCUGCAAUGCUAUGUGGAGGCUUCAUCGAAGUCACUCACUAUGUGGCAAAGAGGGAAAUCGCAAACGGGUGCAAAGUUGCUGAAUAGCUCGAAGUACAUUAUAUCGGCGGAUUUUCUGAACGAGUACGCGAUGCGCAUGAACUUGACGAUAAACCGCCUCAAGAAAAAUGACUUCGGAGAGUACACUUGCUCCGCAUCAAAUGCAUACGGAAAAGCUAAUGCUACCAUUAUACUAAAAGAAACGCCACAGAAGACGACCACAACCACAACGACGACGACGACAACGACGACCACGACAACAACUACAGAGCGCACGACAACAGCAUUGGUGACAACAACGCGCCCACCGAAACGUCAUUUCAAGAAGCAACAAGAAUGGAACCAGAAUACUAUCGACAUAGAAUCUUCAUAUGGAGUCAACAACGCGUACAAUUCGUACAAUGUGAAUGCAUACGGACCGGCAAAUAGUACCCAUAAUGAAUACGCCCAACGAACCGAGAGACAGAAAGUACGGCCGUCCGGUCCGCCUCGACAUUACGUCGCUUACAACAGAGGCACGUACUGUAACACGCCUGUUGUUAUCAUUAUCGUAACUUUAUUGAUUGCGUAAACGAGAAUUUUUUUUUUUAUAUAUUUCUUUUCGUAUUAGGUGAUAAAAACAUGGCUGUUGAAAUUUUAGAAUGUAACGUAAAGGGAGUUGUUGUAAGCGAUUUAGUUACUUCCCAGUGUUGACAUUGUUAUGUAAAUGAAAUCAGUCGUUUAUGAUAAGUAGUAAAUAUCAGCUUUAAAUUAAGUGUAAAUUUUGACAUUAAAUAGAAAGGUUACAUAAUCAAAAAUUUAGGUAAUGAAAUUUUAUGAACAUAAUUUGACAAAAUAUCAAAAUUUUCAUAUCAAUACGAUACGAUUAAUAUGUGUAUCAAUCUUCAAAGAAUAUUUAAAUUGAGCUGAUUAUCAAAUAUCUGAAUCAUGUAAUAUUUUGGAAUAAAUAUGUAAAAAAUAAAUUCAUGAGAGAUGAUUAAGGUAUAACGCCUUACGUACUAAGGUUACACUAAUUUUUAUUCAUAUAAAUAGUUAAUAAUAAUUAUUAUAAGUCAUUAGCAAUAUUUUUUACAUGACAAUAUGAUUAUAAAGACAAUAAUAGAGACCAACAUAAACGAGGACAAAGUAUAUUUGUGUAACAU